Messenger RNA from Prinia subflava (tawny-flanked prinia), 1302 nucleotides. It is a transcript of the gene NIFK, whose product is annotated as nucleolar protein interacting with the FHA domain of MKI67. The record is from RefSeq and is a predicted model, not a curated record. Gene Ontology annotation, biological process: maturation of LSU-rRNA from tricistronic rRNA transcript (SSU-rRNA, 5.8S rRNA, LSU-rRNA). Lineage: Eukaryota; Metazoa; Chordata; Aves; Passeriformes; Cisticolidae. Gene Ontology annotation, molecular function: RNA binding. The coding region runs from base 49 to 900 and encodes 283 amino acids. The transcript is spliced from 6 exons. Gene Ontology annotation, cellular component: nucleolus.
CUCCGGCGCGAGGCGGUGACGCACUUCCGGCGGCCGCGCGGAGGCAGCAUGGCGGAGGCGGCCAUGGCGGCGGAGGUGCCCGCGCCUGCUACGGCUGUGAGGGCGGCGCCGCUCCUGGCGCUGGAGCCGCGGCUGCAGCGCCAGUUCCAGCAGAAGGUGCAGCGGGCCCGCACCAAGCGGACGGUCCAGGAGGAGCUGACGCCGGGCGUGGUGUUCGUGGGGCAUCUCCCGCGGGGCCUGUUCGAGCCGCAGCUCCGCGAGUACUUCGGGCAGUUCGGGACGGUGACGCGGCUGCGGCUCUCCAGGAGUAAGAAGACUGGAGCCAGCAAGGGCUAUGCAUUUAUAGAGUUUGAGUGUGAUGAUGUGGCCAAGAUUGUUGCAGACACCAUGAAUAACUACCUGUUUUCUGAGAGACUGCUCAAGUGUCAGUUCGUGCCUCCCGAGAAGGUGCAUGAGGAGCUGUUCAAGGACUGCGAGAGGAUGUUCCGGCAGCCGUCCCGGCCGGCUGUGCGGCGCUACAACAGGGUGCGCUCCCUGCUGGAGAAGGCCAGGAUGACCAAGCGCCUGCUGCGCAAGGAGAGGCUGCUGCGCAAGAAGCUGGCCGAGAAGGGGCUCGAGUAUGACUUCCCGGGAUUUGCUGCACAGGCACUUUGCAAAAAGAGAAAAAAAAUUAAAACAUCCAAGAAAUCAAAACUGAACAUUUCUUUGAGCAGCCAGGAUCCUACUCCAGUCUGUACUCCAGCAGUGCUUGAGCGCCGGAAAGCUGCUCAGAUGGAUGACGACAUGGAGGAUGAUGAAGUAACUCUCAAGCUGCCCUCUGCCAGUGUUAUGAACUCUGUGCAGGGACCAAAGAAGCAGCCAAGGCAAAGACCAAACCGGAAGAAACGGAAACAGACUUAAAAUUUUUGUGGCUGUAGCCAUAUUUUUCUCAAUUUAAAAACUAUUGAGGUGGAACUUCCUGCUGUGUUUGCUGUCCUGGCUUGGUUCAUCCUGCCAAGACUGUUCCAGUUUUUCUUAGGUAAGAACUCUGUUCACAAAUCCUGUCCCUCUGGUCUGGCCAUCUGGGGACCUAUGGUCUUCUCUGCCCAUGAAGAUAUUCUUGACUUAGUGCUCACAAGUGCCCGUGCUGUGGCACAGCUACAGCAAUCCAAAAUCCUCAGUUAAUUUUCUAACUUGUUUCUAACGCUCACUGUUCGGAAAGAAAAUGUGAGGCUGUCCAUUCAGAGCUUGCUAAUGCAAGGAACCAUAUCUUAAAUUUAUAAUUAAUGACAGGUUAUUAAAAAAAUUACCAUUUUUCAACUC